CUCCGUUUACAUUGUUCCUAACCUUGUCGAUGGGAAUAUCAUCAAAAGCUGUUGAGCCACUUGAGAAGGGAAAUGUAAGACUUACUGGAGGAAGGACUCCAGCAGAAGGUCGAGUUGAAAUAUAUUUCAAUGGCAGCUGGGGAACAGUCUGUGACGAUUCCUGGGACGACAGUGAUGCUCUGGUCGUAUGCCGAAUGCUUGGAUACAGUGAUGGUGUAGCCUACAGAAAGGCAAAAUUUGGAGAAGGUUCUGGACCUAUUUGGUUAGACGAGGUACAAUGUGAUGAAACAGAAUAUAACAUCGAAGAUUGCCUACAGAACGUUUAUGGAGAUCACAACUGCGACCAUUCAUCAGAUGCCGGUGUUCUUUGUAAGCACGUAUCUGUACGACUGGUUGGUAGUGACAACAAAUUCGAGGGUCGUGUGGAGGUGUUCUUUCAUGACCAAUGGGGUUCCGUAUGUGACAGCAGCUGGGACCACGAUGAUGCUUUGAUUGUCUGUCAAAUGUUAGGAUACAAUGAUGCUUUGGUGAAAUCAAAUACAGACUUUUGGCCGGGUUCUAGUAAAAUAUGGUUGGAUGGAUUGAGAUGUUCCGGAACCGAAGAUUUUCUGGGACAAUGUCAAGCCGAACCAUGGGGCAUGCACAACUGUACGCACAACGAUGAUGCAGCUCUCAAGUGUAUGAAUAUUGCUGUUAGACUUGCCGGAAGUGAAGAUAAAUCAAAAGGACGUGUUGAAGUUUAUUAUAAUGGAGAAUGGGGUACAAUAUGUGAUGACUACUGGGAUCACAGGGAUGCAAUGGCAGUGUGUCGCAUGCUGGGAUACAGCGAUGGCGUUGCAUACUCCAAGGGGAAAUAUGGUACCGGUUCUGGCCGAAUAUGGCUUGACAAUAUGAAUUGCACGGGUAACGAGCCUUCCAUUGCAAGCUGCCAAAAGAGCAUGUGGGGUGAAAAUGACUGCCGACAUGCAGAAGAUGCAGCUGUCGAAUGUAAAAAUAUAUCAGUACGUCUGGUCGGUGGUAACAGUUCCUCAAAUGGCCAUGUGGAAGUGUUUUUCAGUGGACAAUGGGGUACUAUUUACGAUUCUGAUUGGAACCAUAAUGAUGCCUUGGUUGUUUGUCGCAUGCUGGGAUACAGUGAUGGAAUCGGCUAUAAAGUGGCAAGACCGUUUUUGGCAUUUGAGCCAUUAUGGUUAGACAAUGUGGAUUGCGAUGGGUUUGAGAUGUCCAUAGACCAAUGCAACAGAAGUAAAUGGAGAAGUUAUCAGCAGAUAGUUAAUGAAAGAGUUGGAGUCCAUUGCCAAAACAUCUCUGUACGACUCAAGGAUGGAAACUCACUAGGGAAUGGACGUGUAGAGGUGUUUUUCAACGGAGAAUGGGGGACAAUUUGUGAUGAUAACUGGAGUAACAACAAUGCCUUAGUAAUCUGUCGUAUGCUGGGCUAUAGCAAUGCCGUAGCCUACAGCAAAGCCUACUUUGGUGCUGGCACUGGAAAGAUAUGGCUGGACAAUGUGAAUUGUACUGGGACUGAACACUCUCUGUCAGAAUGUAUGAGUAAUCGAUGGGGACACCAUGAUUGUGAACAUAAUGAAGAUGCAGCUGUCAACUGUUCAACCAUUUCUGCCAGAGUUCAAGGAGGUGAAAGAGAUGGAAUUGGUCGUGUGGAGUUGUUCUAUAAUGGUAACUGGGGCGCCGUAUGUAACGAUAGUUGGGACCGCAAUGACGCCCUUGUUAUAUGCCGGAUGCUAGGAUACAGCGAUGGUGACAUCAUAUCCAACAAACUGUUUGGAAAAGGAUCUGGUAAAAUAUGGCUUGAUGAGGUGAACUGCGAUGGCAGCGAAAGUUCGAUUGAACAGUGCAGUUCUGAUCCAUGGGGAGUGCAUGACUGUGCUGAAGAUGGAGAGGCAGCCGUUAAUUGCACUCACAUCUCAGUAAGACUUGUGGAUGGACUGAAUUCAAGCGAGGGACGUGUUGAGGUUUUCUUCAAUGGCAUGUGGGGCACUGUGUGUGAUGACCAAUGGGAUCGUUUUGAUGCAUUAGUUGUAUGCCGGAUGCUUGGAUACAGUGAUGCUGUGGCCUUUUCUAAAGGAUCAUUUGGUGAAGGAAUAGGGAAAAUAUGGUUGGAAAAUUUAAAUUGCAAAGGAAAUGAGAGUUCUAUUGGCGAGUGUGUUGACACAUGGGGAGGCACACAAUGCCAUCAUUGGGAAGAUGCUGGAGUUCGUUGUUCCAAUGUUUCUGUGAGACUGGUCGGUGGUAACAAUGAAAGCAAUGGCCGUGUCGAGGUGCUCUAUAACAAACAAUGGGGUACAAUUUGUAGUGACCAAUGGGAUUUCUAUGACGCUUUGGUCAUAUGCCGAAUGUUAGGCUACAGUGACGGAGUUCCUUACACUGGACACAGUUUUGGCAAAGGCUACGGCCCAGUAUGGUUAGGAGAUGUGCAGUGCACUGGAAACGAACGUUCUAUUUCAGAAUGUCCAUCAAGUUACUGGGGUACACACAGAUGUAACAGCUCCAAGGACGCCGGUGUUUAUUGCAGAGACGUUUCUAUUAGACUUAUUGAUGGCGAUUCUUCUGAUAGUGGUCUCGUUGAAUUUCGUUACAAUGGUGAUUGGGGAAAGAUCUGCAACGACACUUGGGGCUUUGAAGAAACUUUGGUGGUAUGUAGAAUGCUGGGAUACAGUGAUGGUGGUAUAUAUACUUAUCCUAAUGAGGUCAACGAGACAGCAGUGUGGCUUGACGAUGUGAAAUGCUCAGGCAAAGAGAAAUCUAUCGUAGACUGUGAGAUGACUACUCAGCAGAAAGACAAAUGUCCCAACGGUUACGCCGCAAUAUAUUGCCGAAACAUCAGCGUUAGAAUUGUCGAUGGACCCAAUAAGGCAAGUGGUUAUGUUGAGUUGCUGUACAGCGGAGUCUGGGGAACGAUCUGCUCUGAAAAAUGGGAUCGCAACGAUGCCCUUGUAAUAUGUCGAAUGUUGGGUUACAAUGAUGCCAGUGUGAAAAAUAAGAAGAAAAUCAAACUAGCAUCAGAACAUAUGUGGCUGGGGGAAGUUGAAUGCACUGGCAAAGAAAAAUCCAUCACUGAAUGCAAGCACUCGGAUUGGGGAUAUGAAUGCUCAUACGAGGCAGCAGAGUUAUAUUGUCGUAACAUUUCUGUAAAACUUGUGGACGGUCAAAUUCCCUCUGAAGGUCGGGUGGAAGUAUUCUACAACAACUCCUGGGGAACUGUCUGUGAUGACAGCUGGCGAGAAGAAAAUGCCCAGGUGAUCUGUCAGAUGCUUGGAUACAGUUAUGGUUUAUCAUACACACAUGCAGCAUAUGGAGAAGGACAAGGCAAAAUCUGGUUGGAUGAAGUGAACUGCACGGGUAAAGAAUUCUCUAUAGCUGACUGCGAUAGAAGGGAUUGGGGUCAUCACGAUUGUGCCCAUCGGGAAGAUGUUGGAGUCCAUUGCAAAAAUGUCGAAGUUCGAUUGGUCGACGGCGGCUCUCCUGAAAACGGUCGCGUUGAGAUAAAGUUUAAAGAACGAUGGGGUACCAUCUGUGAUGAAGGUUGGGAUGAUGAUGAUGCUGUGGUGGUAUGUCGGAUGAUUGGUUACAGUGAUGGCAUUGCUUAUAAAAACGCAAAAUAUGGCCCCGGUACAGGACCAGUAUGGCUGCACAAUGUUAACUGUAAUGGUAGCGAAUAUUCCAUUGCGAACUGUAAUCGACUUGACUGGAACUCAAGCAAAUGCCAACAUUCUCAAGAUGCCGGCGUAUUUUGCAAAGAGGUCGCGAUCAAACUUCUCGGCUCUAUGGUUCCUGGACUGGGCCGAGUGGAAAUUGGUAUUGCUGGGAAAUGGGGUACUGUAUGUGAAGACAACUGGGAUCGAAGUGAUGCUCUUGUUGUCUGUCGUAUGCUUGGCUAUCACGAUGCAGUGGCCUACACUAAUGGUAAAUUUGGAAGAGGUAACCAUUCAAUAGUCCUUGACGAAGUGGAGUGCCUUGGCAAUGAAUAUUCCAUUGCCAACUGCAGCCAUAGCCCGUGGGGUCAAUCCCAUUGCAAGUAUCCAGGUGCAGCUGGUGUCCAUUGCUUAAAUGUCACGACUCGAUUAGUUGAUGGCACCAACAGAAGCAACGGCCGCGUGGAAGUUUUUUAUAAUGGCGCCUGGGGCACAGUGUGUGAACGAGGAUGGGACCGAAGAGAUGCGUUAGUCAUCUGCCGUAUGCUGGGAUACAGUGAUGCUACAACUAAACCAUUAGGAACCUUCAAAUCCGGUUUUGGAUCAAUCUGGGUGGAUGAAGCCAAUUGUAGUGGCGCAGAACAAUCUAUUGCCGACUGCACCGGAAAUAUCUGGGGUACGACUGAAUGUAAUCAUAAACAAGAUGUUGGUAUAGCUUGCAGUAACCUUACUGUACGACUUGUGGCUGGCAAGACAUCAGCAGAAGGUCGCGUGGAAGUAUUUUUCAACGGCAAAUGGGGAACGGUCUGUGAUGAUGGAUGGAACGAUGAUAGUGCUCUCGUGGUCUGCAGGAUGCUAGGAUACAAUGGUGCUAUUUAUUAUGGUAAAGCUCGAUACGGUCCUGGAACUGGACCCAUUUGGAUUGAUGACUUGAAAUGUUCCGGUAAAGAGCAUUUCAUUACAGACUGCAAAUUCAAUGAUUGGGGCAAACAUGACUGCAGCCAUGCAGAAGAUGCUGGAGUACUCUGCAGAAAUAUUUCAGUUCGACUGAUGGAUAAAGAUAAACCCGGCAUAAACAAGGGCCGUGUUGAAGUCUUCUUCAACGACACCUGGGGUACAAUUUGCGACAGUGGAUGGGAUGAUGCUGAUGCAUUAGUGGUGUGUCAAACACUUGGAUUCAACGGUGGUGUAGCAUACAAAGCAGCCAAAUAUGGAGCAGGCAAAGGUCGUAUCUGGUUGUCAGAUGUUGAAUGUAUCGGCGAUGAAAAAUCCCUCACUGAAUGCAAGAAAAAUCCCUGGGGUCUGAACCACUGCAAACAUGAUAAAGACGCAGCUGUUGAAUGCAGUCGGUUAAGAUUAACAGGAGGAAAGAACGAUGUCAGUGGUAAUGUGGAAAUUAGCUUCAACAACCAUUGGGGAUCAAUUUGUGAUAACGGCUGGACAGACAAAGAGGCACAUGUUGUCUGUAAAAUGCUCGGAUAUACAGAUGGUGUUGCUUUCCUCAAUUCCAACUUUGGCCAAAUCUUCCAUAAAGUAUGGUUAGAUAACGUCAAGUGCACUGGACAUGAAAUAUCACUAACUCAAUGUCACAAAAGUAAUUGGGGUGAUACUCACUGCUCGAGUUCAAAUGCAGCCGGCGUACAGUGUGGUCAUCUAGAAGGGAGACUGAUUGGAGGUAAAACCCCACGUGAAGGCCGCAUUGAGUUCAACUAUGCCGGUAUUUGGGGAACAGUUUGUAAUACCAACUGGGACCAAUAUGAUGCCCAUGUUGUCUGUCGAAUGUUGGGAUUUAGCACUGGCCAAGCAAUUACUGAUGGACGUUUUGGUCAAGGGUCUGGUUGGAUUUGGUUAGAAAAUGUCAAUUGUACUGGAAGCGAAUCAUCAAUAACAUUAUGCAAUAAAAGUGAUUGGAAAUCAACAAAUUGUGACCAUUCCAAAGAUGCUGGACUCAUAUGUGAAUACACUACUUGAUUGAUUUAUCUUCUGCUUCUUCCUGGACUAACUAAUUGCUCUGAACAUUGGGUUAUCAGCCAGCAAUUGCAAACAUUCACGAAAUUUCAAGCUUGUAAUCAAUAAUAUUUUUAGAAAUAAAGAUAAAUACAGG
Messenger RNA from Octopus sinensis (East Asian common octopus), 5757 nucleotides. RefSeq names its product deleted in malignant brain tumors 1 protein-like. The transcript has 38 exons. NCBI's taxonomy places the organism in Eukaryota, Metazoa, Mollusca, Cephalopoda, Octopoda, Octopodidae. Gene Ontology annotation, cellular component: membrane. The record is from RefSeq and is a predicted model, not a curated record. Bases 30 to 5624 code for a protein of 1864 amino acids.